This is a messenger RNA of Striga hermonthica, 241 nucleotides long. Lineage: Eukaryota; Viridiplantae; Streptophyta; Magnoliopsida; Lamiales; Orobanchaceae. The record is from the annotation of a GenBank genome assembly.
AUGACGCCGCCAUCAGCCCCACCGGAGCCACCGCAAACAGCGGCCCAAGCGGUCGGUGUUCCUGCGAAUCACCAGAUCCCACCUCCUAGACCGGCAUUGAACUUGGGCCCUCGUUUUCCUAUCCCGUGGUCAACAGGACUCUGUGAUUGCUGCGAUAAUUUCAGCAUUUGUUGCUUAACAUGUUGGUGCCCCUGCAUAACAUUUGGACGCAUUGCAGAAAUUGUGGACAGAGGAUCUACGU